UGGCGUGUAUGGGUGCAGAUUGGGUUCCUGCAGCGUGACCUUUGCCCUCUGCUUGUGCAGUCUACGAAAACGAAGACCAGCUGCUCUGGGACCCCGGCGUCCUCCCUGAGAGGGAGGUGGAGGAGUUCCUGUACAGGGCGGUGAAGCGGCGUUGGCACGAGAUGGCCGGGCCUCAGCUCCCAGAGGGAGAAGCCGUGAAAGACAGUGAGCAGGCGCUGUACGAGUUGGUGAAAUGCAACUUCAAUGUGGAGGAGGCCCUGCGAAGGCUGCGGUUCAACGUGAAGGUGAUCCGAGAUGGGCUCUGUGCCUGGAGUGAAGAGGAGUGUAGGAACUUUGAGCACGGCUUCCGUGUGCAUGGGAAGAACUUUCACCUGAUCCAGGCCAACAAGGUGCGCACACGGUCAGUGGGCGAGUGUGUCGAGUACUACUACCUGUGGAAGAAGUCGGAACGCUACGACUACUUCGCCCAGCAGACGUGGCUGGGCCGGAGGAAGUACGUCCCGUCCGGAACCACGGACACAGACCAGGACCUGGAUGGCAGCGACCCCGAUGGCCCCGGCCGUCCGCGCCCGGAGCAGGACACCCUGACUGGGACGCGCACAGACUCACUGAGCGUGGAUGGCACGGCCGGUGGUCUCGAUGAGCCUGGAGUGGCCUCUGAUGGACUCCCAUCCUCGGAGCCAGGGCCGUGUUCCUUCCAGCAGCUGGAUGAGCCCCCCGCUGUACCCCUGUCCCGUCGGCCCCCAGCCCUGGCCGACCCAGCCUCAUACCCGCCGGCCGUCACUGCUCCGGAGCCAGACGCCAGCCCAAGGCUGGCCGUGGACUUCGCCUUGCCCAAGGAGCUGCCGCUCAUCUCCGGCCAUGUGGACCUGAGCGGGGAUCCGGAGGAGACUGUGGCCCCUGCACAGGUGGCUUUGUCGGUCACCGAGUUUGGACUCAUCGGCAUUGGGGAUGUGAACCCCUUCCUGGCCGCCCACACCACGUGCCCGGCCCCCGGGCUACACUCGGAGCCCCUGUCACACUGUAACGUGAUGACCUGCUGACUCCUGGCCGCGGGCGGCGUAUGCGGCCCAGACUGGACUUAGUGCUGCCGCUGGGCCCGCCUCUCAGUCUUCCUGACCCCUUCCCCACCCCUGGGCCUUGGGGUAGCACCUCCUUCUGCUUCAGAACACGUCAGGGCUGGGGUGAGGUGGCUGGGCCGUGAGCCCUUGCCCCUGUCCACACAGACUGGACCCAUGGCCACAUCCCACGCUGUCAGCACCCGGCACUGCCACCCGGGUCCAGGCUGCUGCCUGCACGUGGGAUCCAUCGGGCAGCCGGGCACAGAAAAGACCCGGCCCUAGGGACGCAGGGCAGAGCCGGCCACCUGGUCCCUUCCAGCCAGCAGAGGCGAGGGAAGGCGUCACUGCCCCGGCGGGGAGACGGGCAGCACGCCCCGCCCCGCACCAGCAGCCUCCGCCGGGGCGCCCUCACUCCCUGCUUGGCUCCGUCUCUCCGCACCUGGCAGGGUUAGGGCGCCCCAGCCCUGGGGUCGUCGUGGGCAGCUGCUACUCAGUGCCAACCCCGUGGGGCACAGAGCCAUAUACCUCGC
Messenger RNA from Nomascus leucogenys (northern white-cheeked gibbon), 1591 nucleotides. Its product is annotated as mesoderm induction early response protein 2-like. The transcript has 7 exons. Gene Ontology annotation, biological process: negative regulation of transcription by RNA polymerase II. Gene Ontology annotation, cellular component: nucleoplasm. NCBI's taxonomy places the organism in Eukaryota, Metazoa, Chordata, Mammalia, Primates, Hylobatidae. The coding region runs from base 162 to 1043 and encodes 293 amino acids. Gene Ontology annotation, molecular function: histone deacetylase binding; transcription corepressor activity. The record is from RefSeq and is a predicted model, not a curated record.